AUGGCUGGAUUCCAGUUAAAUCUAAAGAGAAAUGUACAGUCGAAGCAAGACAAUACCAAGAAGCAAAAGAUAAGCAUUGGAUUAGGACCGAAUAGGACCAGUUCAAAAGUCCCCGGUAAGAGAACCAAUGCGAUUAACUCCUUUGAUGAUGGUUCUGAUGAUGAGCCCGCUGUGACAAAGAUAGAUGGCUUUGACAGUGGCAAGGGAGGUGCAAUUUCCGGAAGCAGCGCGAUCAGUCAAGCAAAGAAGCCUUUGAUUAUUACUCCUAAAAACUUGAACUUAGGGAUCAAGAAACAACAGGUUUAUACACCAAACAAGGAACAAAACGACGAGGAAACUUUAGCAGCUGAGCUUAAAGAGAAGGAGUCACGGUUACAGUAUGGAGUUACAAAGUUUGAUGCAAACACGGCUGGCUUAAACGAUAAAGACACAGUGGCAGAGGAAAGAACACAAUCGAAAGAGGACCAAAUUAGAAGCUCAAUUUUGAAAGGGGAGAAGCUUCAUGAGAAGAAAGGACUUGUCAUUCCCAUGAAUAACAGUAAAAAGGAAUCGGAUGAGGAAGCUACAGAUUUCGAUAAGGUACCCGUUGAGCAAUUUGGAGCAGCUAUGUUGAGAGGUAUGGGAUGGAAACCGAAAACUACUCCCAACAAGACAUCUGAAAAGACAUUGGAAAAAUCUCUAGAGCAUCGAAAGAAAGGCAUUUUAUUGGGCAUUGGAGCUAAGGCCGUGGAAGGGGAUUUAAUGGAGGAUAUUCACGGCAAGAAAGGUACAAAACUACUGGCACCAUUGAUAAGAAGAAUUAAGAACGGAGUAGAACUGAACGUGACUAAGGACCAAGCAGAUUACUCGGUAGCUACAAGUUGUCAAAAUAAAUAA
This is a messenger RNA of Suhomyces tanzawaensis NRRL Y-17324, 876 nucleotides long. RefSeq lists its product as uncharacterized. The transcript has a single exon. NCBI's taxonomy places the organism in Eukaryota, Fungi, Ascomycota, Pichiomycetes, Serinales, Debaryomycetaceae. The coding region runs from base 1 to 876 and encodes 291 amino acids. Gene Ontology annotation, cellular component: spliceosomal complex. Gene Ontology annotation, biological process: mRNA splicing, via spliceosome. The record is from RefSeq and is a predicted model, not a curated record.